AAUUUUUGAUAAAUCACAUGGAACUAUUAGAGAAUAAAAGUUCAAGCAGCAGCAAAGGCUCAGGCAUGGAAGUCGAUCAUCCCUUCCCGCUGAGACCUGAAAGCAAGAGAUUGGGAAGACCAGUCGAUGUGUUUACCAAUCAUUAUGAAUUCAAGUGCGACUUAGGAGGAAGAAAUGUAUUAUUUGAGUACCAAAUUCAAACUGAACCACAGCUGACUUGUCAUUCAAAUGAAGAAAAGAUGAAACUAGCAAAAAUUAUGAAGAAACUCAGACCAAAUCUUGAACAACAGUUUGAGAACUAUGUUUACUGGGAAGGCUUCAUCUAUUCAUUCGAGAAGUUUGAUGAUAUUAGUGCACUUGCAGAAGGAGAGAUUGAAGAAGAUGGAGUACCCUAUCUUGUUACUAUAAAUCUUCAUAAAGCACUUCCUUUCGAUAACCCAAGAGUGACAAUGUUCUUCAGAGCUUUUCUCAACCAAAUGCUGAGGAAAUGCAAGUUCAGGCUUGCAAGAGCAGGAAAGCAUUUUGACCCUAGCAAGCCAAAGCAACUUGAUGGUGUAGAUAUGUACAGAGCUUACUUCAACACCACAAGAACUUUUGGAGGAAAGAUUUACUUAAACAUGAAUCCUUCAGUGAAAUUUUUCCAACAAGGAACUCUACUUGAAGAACUGAAUAAUCUGAGAGAUGAGAGAAGUGCCAGAGAUGCAUUCAUGCAUAGAUCUGUAAUGACUAUCUACAAUAAAAGAGUUUACAAGAUCGAUGACAUUGACUUCUCGAAGAAUCCAAGAGAUACUUUCUUCUGUGACCAGCACAGUAAAAAUAAAGAGAUGAGCUUUGCUAAGUAUGUGAAGGAGAACUACAAGCUUGAAGUCACCGACUUUAACCAGCCUAUGAUCAAGCACCACAGCCGGAGAACUAACCAAGAUCUCUAUUUAAUCCCAGAGUUCUGUGUCUUGACAGGAAUCACUGAAAGACAAAAGGCAAUAAAUUUUAAAGAAAUCAAAAGCCAAAUGUUUGCUGAUGCUGAUAUGAAGUCCAAGCAAGCUAAAAGCUUCUUCAAGGCUUUGAAGCAAGACCACGAAACUCACAAAGAACUUACAGAAAAAUGGAAGAUCUCCAUUGAUGAAACCCCAAUAGAUGCUAAAGCACAUAUGUGUGGCUUAAGUAAUGUCUAUGGCGGUAAAAAGGCAAAGUUUGAUCUUUCCGAAAUGCAGAGAGACUUCUCUCGAGAGUUUUCAGCCCCAUUCAAAGCUAAGAAGAUUAACGGAUGGGCUAUUAUUUAUGGUAAGAGCAGUAUGAGAGAGCAUGAUACAUUUAUGAAGCAGUUAAAACAAACGGUAACUACAGACUUCGAAUACAAAUGUACGAAGCCACUUGAAAUAAAACUAAAAGGUAAUGAUAAGAACCCCCAGACCUGGAUUGACUCAGUUUAUUACCUUCAGCAAGACCACUCAUUGGAUGUGAUUAUCUGCAUCGCUCCUGGCAGAAAGGGAAGCUCUCCGAUCUACGAAAGUUUGAAGUAUUAUCUCCAAACAGAGUGAAAUAUUCCGUCACAAGUGAUAUUAUCUGAUACAAUUUCGAGAAACUCAAGAAGUCUAAGGAACAUAAUGAAGAACUUGAUGAUCCAGAUAUGAGCGAAGAUGGGCCACUCUCCGUGGGUAUUCAAGAGCCUGCCUCUGAUGGACAAACCAACCAUGAUUAUUGGCAUGGAUGUUUGUCAUAGAGUUGGAACAAAUAAGAAAUCUGUGCUGAAUUUAGUAGCAUCCAAGGACAAGUGCGUCGCUUCGUUUUACAGUGCUUCAGUAUCGCAAGGAGAGGAGCAAAGAAUUGUAUUCUCGAUACAGAAGCUAUUCAUAGAGGCUCUGCAGGAGUUCAACACCAAGAAUGGCUUGUUUCCUCAAAGAAUCAUAAUUUAUAGAGAUGCUGUAUCCGAAGGUCAGUCUGAAGUAACUCUUGGAACAGAAGUACCAGAGCUUGAAAAGGCCAUAAAGAACCUUAAGGAUUCCGGGCAGAUUGAAGAAGAGCCGAGCAUCUUGUUCAUCCUUGUCAACAAGAGAAUUGAGCAAAGAUUUUUCACUCAGGAUAGACGAGGAAAUUUGAAAAAUCCAAGAAGAGGGCUUGUUAUCGAGAGCAAAAUCACAAGAACUGAUAGAUUUGACUUUUAUAUGAUCUCCCAUGCAGGCCCUACAGGUCUACAGUGACCAGUUAGAUAUGAAGUCAUUAAGAAUACUUUCCAAGACUUGGAUCCGAAGGAUUUGUAUGAUCUUACUAACAUUCUUUGCUAUGGAUUCUACAACCUCCAAGGCGCAGUAAGAAUCCCCUCACCAUUAAUGUACGCCCACACAAUGUGCAACCAAAUCUCCAAAAUAUGCAAUCACCAAGUCGAAGUAGCAGAGACUCCUGAAGCUUUGAAGGAUAAACUUUACUAUAUUUAA
Moneuplotes crassus is the source of this 2432-nucleotide messenger RNA. NCBI's taxonomy places the organism in Eukaryota, Ciliophora, Spirotrichea, Euplotida, Euplotidae. The record is from the annotation of a GenBank genome assembly.